UCAGAAGCGAGCUUCGGCCUCAGAAGGGGAAAAUGCAAAUGGUUCAACGUGGCAAAGGGAUGGGGAUUUAUAACGCCAGACGAUGGAGGACAAGAUGUAUUCGUACAUCAGAGUGUCAUACAAAUGAGCGGUUUUAGAUCGCUGGGAGACGAAGAAGAAGUCGAAUUCGAGUGCCAAAUAUCGGAUAAAGGACUCGAAGCAACCAAAGUCAGCGGACCACAGAAUGUAGAUUGUAGGGGAUCCCAUCGAAGACCGGUGUCGAAAAAACGAUUUAGAAAAAUAAGGUGUUACAAUUGCGGCGAGUUCGCCAACCACAUCGCCGCCAAGUGCCAGCUGGGGCCGCAGCCGAAGCGCUGCCACAACUGCAAGAGCGAGGACCACCUGAUCGCCGAUUGCCCCACGAGGUCGGAGCGCCCGUCGAAGGCGGGCAGCGGCGACGCCUCCGGCGGCGAGCAGAACGGCAACGACGGCGCCUCGCCGGCGUCGAGCUCUCGCGACGCCUGCGGCGCCAUCUCGGGCGCGACGGCCAAGAGCAAGGACUAGAGAACGGAAGGACGAUGCUAGCUUAAUUCGGGUUUUUACUAGAUCGCGAAAUUUUGAUGCCGUUUUUCGACGGUUUUCGGUUCUGUUAUUUUGUUUGCGGGAUUUCUUUAGCUCGUCGAAAAACGGCAU
This is a messenger RNA of Phyllotreta striolata, 672 nucleotides long. The record is from the annotation of a GenBank genome assembly. Lineage: Eukaryota; Metazoa; Arthropoda; Insecta; Coleoptera; Chrysomelidae.